AAUAUCUUCCAUGAAUACCCUAAUUCCAACGUAUAGUACACGACAAUUACACAAUUUUACAUUCAUAAUAUACGUAUUUUACACUAAAUAUAAACGUAAUUAAAAAUAAAUUUUACACGGGUUUCACACCAAAAUUAUAAGAAACAUAUUAUACGUAUGAUACACGUAUUGUUGUCUACUGGAUAGUAAAUCAUAUUGAACACUGCUAGACAAAGACUCUUCAAGAGUCACAAGAGUUACAAGAGUAUUAAUUUCAGAAUUAGGAUUUUGGAUUCGAGAACUAUGUAAAGUUUGUAUGUAAUAUUAAACAUUAUAUAUUUAUAUAUAAAAUAAAAAUCUAUGAAAAAUUAAUACAUAUUAAGUACAUAAUAUUAUGUAUAAUAUGCAUUAUGCAAUUCCGCGUCACUAUGGUUACUGUUGUAACAACAUUUCCAAAUCACUCACACAAGCCUGCUGCUUGUAUUUCUGUUUAAAAAACGUGCAUGUGUAUAAGUUCUAAAAAAAAUUGAGUAUAAUAUGUUUAUUUAAUAUUAUUAUGUUAGACAUUAUUUGAGAUAUUUAAUUUUAUUGCGGUAAUUUUUGUUUGUUUUCUUUUCUAAAAAUAAUAUGCGUUUAAAAUCAACAAUAUCCCAUGAUAAUACUGAACCGACAAUUAACUGUAUAAGCUGGAUUGGAAAUGAUGAAAUUUUGAUUGGAAGAGAUGAUUGUACAUUGUCCAAGUGGAGUCAGGCAACUAGAGAAACCCUUAAACUUUGUAUUUUACCAGAAAAGUCAUCUCCUGUUGACUUGGACGUUUUACUGAGUAGCCAAAAGCUCACAAAUAAAGCAACUGGCAAUGAACAAGUUCUUACUACUACUUCAGAUGGUAAGCUUUAUUUAAUGAAUAAAAUCACAAAGAUUGACAAAGCUAUUGACGCACACGAAGGAAUCGUAUCGGUUGGAAAAUGGAGUCCCGACGGUUCUACUUUAUUAACAGCCGGAGAAGAUGGCAACAUUAAGAUAUGGUCACGCAUCGGAAUGCUGAGAACGAAGCUGGUAGUGAACGGAGAACCGAUAAUGUCUGCCGAUUGGAAUUCAGAUUCUUCGAAAAUCGUUUACACACAACACGAUGCGAUUUGUAUAAAAUCGUUAAAACCAAACGUCAAAACCAUCAGAGUACGAGCUCACAGCAAUCUAGUGCUUAAGGUAUCAUGGGGCAAAACUAACGAUUUGAUAGUCUCGGGUGGCGAAGACUGCUGUUAUAAGAUUUGGGAUUCCUAUGGAAAUUCUGUAUUCAUCAGCGAAAUGUUAAAGCAUCCGGUUACUUCAGUUUGCUGGAAACCCGACGGAAAAUUGUUGGUAGUUGGAUCAUACAACGUCAUUUUACUCUGCAACCAAUUUGGUAUUAUUCAAUCGGUCAAUCGUGUAGAAUGUGGUAGUAUAAGAGAGUUUAGUUGGUCACCAGAUAGCACACAAGUAGCUUCAGCAUGUGCCAAUGGCAAACUAAUGGUAUCUACGAUUGUAGAAAGGAGUGUCUCUCACAAAAAUGUUCAAUGUUUGGUGACGUCCCGAAAGACAAUGACCGUAAAGGACGUGCUGAACGAGACGAAAGAAAAUCUUGAUUUUCCUGAACGAAUUAUUCAUGUAUCUUUAAAGCACAACAACUUGGUCGUUAUAACUUGCACACAGUGUUUCGUGUAUAGAAUACCAAACUUAAACACUCCGCAAAUCAUCAGCUUAAAAGACCCCAAUGUAUUUAGAGUGAUUUUAAGCGAAAAGAAUUUUGCUAUAUUUUCUAAUUCGAGCGUUAGCAUUUAUACGUAUGACUGUAAACUGGUGUCGUGUCCUAAAUGGCCAAACAUGCAAUGCGAUGCAAUUCAAGAAAAUCACUUAUCCAUGUCUACUGAUUUAUUAGCCGUCCGAGAUCAGCUAAAUGAUAAAAUGGUACACAUAUUCGAAAUUACUCCGUUAAGUACGCUCUCUGCACUCAAGCACGGAUCGUCUAUCACGUGUAUUCAGUUAAUGAACAACAAAGACAAUAAGUAUUUGGCGGUUAUCGACUCAAAUUUGAACAUUUCUAUAGUUCAAAUUGAAAACAACAAUUGUUCUAAAAUACAUAAAAUAGGUAAAACAAUAGAAUCUUUUGAAAGUUUUGUUGAAACUUGCUCUAUGUUUAAUGGAAUGUGUUGGAACAGCCAGACCGGAUCGUUAGCAGCACUACAAUAUUCAAAUCUUAUUGUAUGGUACGAUCCGUUAUUACUCUUAAAUGAUCCAAUUCUAAUUCGGAAAUCUAUCGAGAAAAUUGAUUUGAGUCUUUACGGAACCAAAUUAGAAAUUGAAUCCUAUGAAGAUAACGUGAUAAGUUUGGUCAACGCGGAGGGUAUUAAAGUCGCCGUCCAAAUAACACCCUACUUAGAAAGCUUGAAGAACUAUAUCGACAAAGGGAAUUGGAUGGAAUGUCGUACCCUAUGUCGUGCUGUGAAAAACGAAGCAAUGUGGGCAGUACUAGCGGGCUCUGCUGUUGCCGCCAAGCAAUUAGAUACUGCCGAAGAGUGUUUCAUUUCAAUUGGUCACAUCGAACGGGUGUCGUUUAUUCAAAACCUCAAAACUGUAUCCGAUAGGUCAGAACAAGAAUCCUCGCUUGCCUUGCUCUGUGGAAAAAUUAACGAUGCCGAAUCGAUUUUGCUCAGAAGUGGAUCCACAUACAAAGCUAUCAUGUUCAACGUAAAGGCUCACAACUGGACAAGAGCUUUGGAAUUAGCGUUAAAGCAUAAACGAUACCUAAAUGUGGUUAUAUACGAACGCAGAAAAUACUUGGAAUCGUUCAAAAAGGAUGAAAAUAACGAAAAGUUUUUGAAAUAUUCAGACAUGACAAUUAAUGAAGAAGAAAUGAUGAAAGAAAUUCAAAGAGAACAAUAACGUUAAUGCCUGAAAACAGACAACUUAAAAAUGUAUUUUGAACAUUACACGUAAAGCAAAAAUAAUUAUAUUUUGCGAGCCGUUAGGCACAAAAUAUAAUGCAAUA
Adelges cooleyi (spruce gall adelgid) is the source of this 3004-nucleotide messenger RNA. RefSeq names its product intraflagellar transport protein 80 homolog (gene Oseg5). The record is from RefSeq and is a predicted model, not a curated record. The transcript has 15 exons. The coding region runs from base 607 to 2898 and encodes 763 amino acids. Gene Ontology annotation, molecular function: protein binding. Gene Ontology annotation, cellular component: intraciliary transport particle B; cilium; centrosome. Lineage: Eukaryota; Metazoa; Arthropoda; Insecta; Hemiptera; Adelgidae. Gene Ontology annotation, biological process: cilium assembly.